Messenger RNA from Closterium sp. Naga37s-1, 390 nucleotides. NCBI's taxonomy places the organism in Eukaryota, Viridiplantae, Streptophyta, Zygnematophyceae, Desmidiales, Closteriaceae. The record is from the annotation of a GenBank genome assembly.
AUGAAUCAUAUUUUCAGCACCCCCUUCCCUUUGCCAACACCUUUCUUCCCUGGACCCACAGCACCCCCUUCCCACUGCUCUCCCCCCCUUCUCCCCCAAUCCACCCCCUUCCAUUUGCUUUAUCCCCCCCUCCCCCCUUCCUCCCUGGACCCUCAGCACCCCCUCCCUUUGCUGUUCCCCCUCCCCCCAUCAUCUUCCUACCUGGACCCUCAGCACCCCCUUCCCUUUGCUCUCCCCCAAGCCCCAAUCAUCUUCCUGCCUGGACCCUCAGCACCCCCUUCCCUUUCCUCUCCCCCCAGCCCCCAUCAUCUUCAUCCUCGGACCCUCAGCAACCCCUUCUCUUUGCUCUCUCCCCCCUCCCCACCAACAUCUUCUUCCCUGGACCCUUAG